AAUCUCUCACACUGCAGCUAAAGAUCUUUCACUCUGGUAGUGGCAAAUGAAAACGCCUUUUGAUUUAACUUUUACACAAUUCACACACUGUACACCAAAUAUCACCACAGGAAAUAAAAACUCUAGAGUUUUGAAGGAAAACAGGCAAAUUUGUCCUCAUCAACCCGCAUACGCUUGAUAUACUGGCUUACAGAUAACAGCAAAGAUGUCUGAAAAGAAAAGAGAUACUGAGUUAGAAUGCCCGAUUUGUCUUGACAAAUUAACAGUAUCUGACCUUUCAUACUCGACGACAACGCCAUGCCACCACUUUUACCAUACGGAUUGCAUUCUACUAUGGACAAAAAUAUCCGCUUCCACCUGCCCACAGUGUCGGACAGAGUUGUCUUCAGUAAAUGUUGUCAAUGAGUCGAAAAUAAUACCGAUAGAAAGAAAGAAGGCUGACAGACUUAUAGGAAUGAUUGAACAGCCUUCUUCCUCCACAGAUCCAUCUUCGAAUAAUCCAAACACCUCCUCAGCUGCCUCUGCAGCAGCAUCCUCAUAUGGGAGCAGUCGCCCGAGGAUCAUGACCACAGAAGGUUUGGUCAACGUUCUUGUCUCCACACCUGAAAAUGCUACUCGACGUCAAAAUCGGUCUCUCUACGAACGCAUGAUCGAAGCAACGUCAAAUCCCAUUUUCCAUUUGGAUGAUAAUGAUAUUGAUUUUGACGAUUAUAAUGAAGAUGAAUUGUACGAGAGGACUUCUUCAAACUCCCGUCGUUCUGGAUCUUUGUUCAGGCGAAGGGAGAGAAGCAUAUACACGAUGAAUGAACCAGAUACAGGUCAUAAUAAACUGUCUAACCAACAAUGCUGUAUAUGUGAUACGUCUGUUUCGAUUUCACAAAUAAUCGUUUGCCCUCAGUGUUCCGCAUUGUAUCACCUUUCUUGCUGUGAUGGCUCGAACUGUCCAUUAUGCGAAGAAUGGAUAGGCGAUGUUCAAGCCCCAUCGAUACCUUGUGCAUCAAAGAGGAGCAGGAUUAUAUCAAGGGGAGCUGAUCGCUCACUACGCUCAAGAGAUCCUAAUAGAGCUAAAAAUGAUGAUACCAGUUAUUACGUUGAACUGGUAAACGAAUUACAAAGGCGAUCCGGUAACAAUACAUUUUCUGGGACAACACAAAAUACCUUGCCAAUGUCAGCUGCUCAUUCAGAACCAGAGAAAAAGACAGAAUCUUCGACAGAAAAGGAAGCAUGGGAGGCAUUGAAUCUGAUACAACAAUCUUCCACUAAAGAGGACGCAUCAAAUGAUAAGGAAAUUCAAAUUCCACUUCCCACUGAUCCUGUACCCGACUACCCAGCAGAACGUAAGCUUAAGCGACCUAAACGUUCCAUCUCCAAAACACUACAUACCCAACCAGCAAAGCUUACAGAAUCGGCUCUUGCCCAUCUUGACUCUAAAAACGAUAAACGUCCCAGCAGAAAAUCACAUUGUUCUUUAAGUAGGCAAAAAUCGAUUGUAUCUUCUACGCAAGAGGGACUUUCAUUCACUCAAAAAUUGAUUGUUCAACGACUUUUGUUGAAGCCCAGGUUGAAAAAGGAUCUAGCAAAUAAGCUCACUUUCGAUUCUUACACAGAAUUGAAUAAACACCUAUCCCACGAACUCUAUUCCUAUGUACAACAUAAUCAACUAGCAAUCUCAAGCAUGAAUGCAGUGAUAGAGCUCGCCGAACGUGAAGGUUUUUUACCUUUCGUUAAUAGAAAAGGUGUUGAUCAAUUCAGUAAUUCUUGUAAGAAUAAUCCAAUAAUAACACGUUUCGUCAAUUGUGAGUGGCGAAAUAACGAUGAAUCAUUCACGGGACAGGUUCAAAACAUAAUCAAUUUGGAAGUACAAAAAUGGAUUAAUUUAUAAAAGUAAAUGUAUAUAAUACAAAAAAUGACAAAG
Molecule: messenger RNA, 1915 nt
Organism: Pichia membranifaciens NRRL Y-2026
Lineage: Eukaryota; Fungi; Ascomycota; Pichiomycetes; Pichiales; Pichiaceae
Exons: 1
Coding region: 206-1882 (558 amino acids)
Source: RefSeq, a predicted model, not a curated record